AUGGGUGGAGCUUCGGCUAUUUCUCCAAGGUCGUCACAACCAAAUUUGGACUGUCAAUCGAAUUCUGAGCAAAGAUUCAAUGACCGCAGGCCUUCGUUGAAGAUCGAUGUGGCUCAGCAGAGGUCGUCAUACCAAAUUUUGGACUUAGCCGAGUCAACUCAACCAUCGACGCUACCUUUGGAUACAGAGGAGGAGAGAGUACAUUACAGAGGAGUCCGGCGAAGGCCGGGGGGCAAGUACGCGGCCGAGAUCCGAGAUUCGAACGGCGCGGGUCUAGAAAGCCCAAUAUUGUAUGGUGACAAGCUCUCCAAGGGCGAGAGUGUAGUCGUCAUCGAGUCCGACAACGCCGACAUGGACGUCGAGACCUUCUAUGACGGUUACUUGGCCGCCAUCAUGGUCGACGAAGGUGGUGUCGCCGCCGUCGGAUCCGCCAUCGCCCUUCUCGCUGAGAACGAGGAAGAAAUAGACGAAGCUAGAUCGAAGGCUAGCAAUUCGUCUACUUCGUCUUCUCCAUCUUCUUCGGCUGAAAUUUCAGAUUCGCCUCCUCCUCCGCCUCUGUUGUGGAAUGACAUGAAUGUUAAAGUGACUGCAACCUGUAUACGAGUUCCUGUUAUGCGUGCACAUGCUGAGAGCGUCAACCUUCAAUUUGAGAAGCCUCUUGAUGAGGUAAUGUUAUGA
Messenger RNA from Cornus florida, 678 nucleotides. Its product is annotated as ethylene-responsive transcription factor ERF104-like. Gene Ontology annotation, molecular function: dihydrolipoyllysine-residue acetyltransferase activity; DNA-binding transcription factor activity. NCBI's taxonomy places the organism in Eukaryota, Viridiplantae, Streptophyta, Magnoliopsida, Cornales, Cornaceae. The record is from RefSeq and is a predicted model, not a curated record. Gene Ontology annotation, cellular component: pyruvate dehydrogenase complex; chloroplast thylakoid; chloroplast envelope. Gene Ontology annotation, biological process: pyruvate decarboxylation to acetyl-CoA; regulation of DNA-templated transcription. The transcript has 2 exons. The coding region runs from base 1 to 678 and encodes 225 amino acids.